AUGCCUUCAGCAACAUUACUAGGAAAGCGGAAAAGCGUGACCGCUUCUCAGCCCGAGGGUGCGAAGAAGCAAAAGAGAGUUGCUGUGGAGGACGACGUCGUCAAGAGGAUCAAGCAGAAAACCGCCGCCAAGAAGGACGUGAAGGAGAAGAAGCCAGCGAGGAAGGAGAAGGAGAAGGAGGACGAAGAAAAUGUAGUGAAGAAGGCGGAGGAGAAGAAAGAGGAGGACGACCAAGAAGAUAUCAGCGACGCUCUUUCCAUUUUCCAGCGCGCUUUCGAGGCUCGGUUUAAGCCAAUUGCUCCUACUACUACCACCACGACGAAGGCCGAGAAGAAAUCGAAGUCCGACAAGAAGAACAAGGCUAGGAAAGUCCAAGGAGAUGGGGACGAGGACGGCGAUGAUUUCGACGAGGACCAAAUACUUGACGACGAUGAUGCGGUAGAUUCGGGCUCGGAAGACGACUUCUCUGGCGACGAAGAGGAUGAGGAGGAUUACAGUGGCAGCGACAGUGAAGGCGAAGAGGAGGAGGAAGAGCAAGAGCAAGAGGAGGAUGCUCCCAAAGUGAUGGUGGUGGAUUACUCCACGGAUCCGUCAAAGGUGGAUACGGCGAAGAUGUCGAAGAAGGAAUUGAAGGCUUAUUUGUCAUCCAAACCCCCCAACGCCAUCCUCGACUCCGCCUCCUCCCAAACAGCCAAGUCCAAAAAGGACAAGGACGGCGCCGACGGCGACGACAGCGCCGCCUUCCUCGCCAACGAUCUUGCCCUGCAGCGCCUCAUCGCCGAGUCGCACAUCCUCUCCGCCGCCGGUGGCAACGCCUCGCACUACCUGUCCAGCGCGGCUGCCGAGACCGAAAAAAACACGCGCGCCUUCGCCGAGGGCCGCAUCCGCAAGAAGACGACGGACAUGCGCAUGCAAGCGCUUGGAGCCAAGGGCAGCGUGCUGGAACAAGAAAAAAUGCCCAUGAACAUGCGCAAGGGUAUCAAUAAGGCGGCCGAGACGUACGAGCAGAAGAGGAGGAGGGAGGCCAGGGAGAAUGGUGUCAUUCUUGAGAAGGCUUCUGGCAAGGGCGGAAAGAGCGGUGGUGGUGGCAGGGGUGGUGGGAAGAAGAGGGGCGGAGACAGGGCAGUGGAUAUGCCUGGUAUUGGCAAGAUGAGGGGCGCACAGUUGACGAUCAGUGCCCGCGAGAUCAGGAGUAUGGAGGCUUCCUCGGGACCUGGUGGGAGAGGAGGAAGGGGUGGUAGGGGUGGGAAGGAGAAGCGUGGGCAUAGGAAGAGGAGGUGA
Molecule: messenger RNA, 1281 nt
Organism: Sordaria macrospora k-hell
Lineage: Eukaryota; Fungi; Ascomycota; Sordariomycetes; Sordariales; Sordariaceae
Source: RefSeq, a predicted model, not a curated record